ACGAUUUCUUAUACAAAAAGAGAAAAAAAGUGGUAUAGAAAAUGAAGAGAGGUUGCAAAAUACCACCGCCGUUUUAGAGCUGUGCAGUCUGUUGCACGUGAUUUUCUCGAAUCCAAUUUUUCACAACGUAAAACGCGUCCUUAGGUAAGCUAUUCAGGCCAUUUACUUGUAGUCUGCCCUCUUUCCAAUCCUUUCAAUGGAAUUGAUUGAAAUGAAGAUACUGGAGGUUUCUGCAGUAUUUGACAUAUUCACACUUGUAUAUACAUAGAUCUAUAGUUGGUCAGAUAGCUACCUUCUAGUUCCGUAGUUGUGCGGUGUGUAUCUUCCAAGCCAUGGUGUAUAAUUCAGAUCUUGAUGACCUGAAGCGGGAUGGCCCCACGACAGUGGAGUAUUUUCCUGAUAUGGCCCAAUUCCAUGAUUUGGCGGAGCCUCAAGAGACAGAAGACUUCCUCUCCACACAAUGGGCUCUAGUCAAGAUCGGCACUUUCCAGUCGCGUCUAGAAGCUAUUCAAUCGUCCAGAGAUCGUAGACGAUUUAGAACAUCGGGAAGUAGUAUGUCUUCUAUAUCCUCGCUGGUGAUAUACGAAUUGGCAAAUCAGGUUUUUGGUUUCAACGGCUGGUCUCACGAAAUCAUAGACUGCGAACUACUACAAGAGGAGAACUCUAAAGAAAAUGAAACUGAGAAAUACUCUGCUACCUUCUCUGCAUUAGUCCGCCUUGUACUCAAAGAUGGUACUGCCAACGAAGCCCAUGGACUUGGAAGUUCUUGCAACUUGCCAUUUAAGUAUAUGAGCUACAACAAGGCCAAAAAGCAGGCAGUGACCGAAGCUACCAAGAAUGCCAUAUUGGGACUUCGCGAUAUCCUACUAGAUCUCGA
This is a messenger RNA of Scheffersomyces stipitis CBS 6054, 877 nucleotides long. RefSeq names its product Rad59p (gene RAD59). Lineage: Eukaryota; Fungi; Ascomycota; Pichiomycetes; Serinales; Debaryomycetaceae. Gene Ontology annotation, biological process: double-strand break repair via homologous recombination; mitotic recombination; double-strand break repair via single-strand annealing. Gene Ontology annotation, cellular component: nucleus. The annotation marks the transcript as partial. The record is from RefSeq and is a predicted model, not a curated record. The transcript has a single exon.